AUGAAUCCGGCGGAGUACGACCAGGACAAAAAAAUACACGAUCUUCGUCGUGAGGUGAACCCGGUGACCAGCGCGGGACGUGUGUCGUGGUACACCUUCUGGUGGCUGAAAAAUCUGUUCCAAACCGGACUGAAGCGGCCCAUCGAUGAGACCGACAUCUACGACACACUGUCCGCACACCAGAGCGCCCAGCUAUCCUAUCUGUUCGAAAGUCAAUGGAAGGCAGAGCAGAAGCGAACAGAUAAUCCGAGCUUCCUGCGCGUCAUUUGUAGGAUCUACUGGAGCGCUAUUUUAGGCUAUGGAUCGAUGUACACGCUGGUGGAUUUGCUGGCCAGGAUUCUACAACCACAAUGCCUCGGUGGACUGGUGUCCUAUUUUGCACCGGAACAGCGCGAUAUUAGCAAAGAGGAAGCCUAUUACUAUGCGGCCGGCAUCAUUCUAUGUUCGCUCGUCCCGGUGGCCAUCUUUCAUCACUUCAUCCUGUACAUUUUCCAGAUAGGCAUGAAGAUUCGCGUCGCAUGCUGCUCGCUGCUGUACAAAAAGGCGCUUCGAAUAACGAAAGCUGCCGGGACGGAUGGGAUGACGGGACAGGUCAUCAAUCUGAUGUCGAACGAUGUGGCCAAAUUCGACACCGCGACCGGAUUCGUGCACGACAUCUGGAAGGGGCUGAUUGAGCUGCUCGUCCUCGGCUACUUUAUUUACCAGCAGAUUGGCGUGGCGGGUCUGUUUGGCAUUGCUUUUUUGCUUAGCUUCAUUCCACUUCAGGCUUGGCUCGGUAAGCGAGCUGCACUGUAUCGCCUGAAAACUGCCAAUCGAACGGACCGACGCAUACAAUUUAUGAAUGAGAUCAUACAGGGCAUUCAGGUGAUUAAAAUGUACGCCUGGGAGGACAGCUUCAGCAGGAUGGUAGACCGCAUCCGGCGGAAGGAGGUGAACGGCAUCCGUGGUACGCUGUUCAUUCGCGCCGGACUGCUAUCGUUUAAUCUAGUUUCCCGGAUAGCGAUAUUUCUGAGUCUGGUCGCGUACGUCCUGUACGGAAAUGUCUUCACCGCCAAGAAGGUGUUCAUCGUGACGUCCUACUUUAACUGGCUGUACAGCUCGAUGCUCCACUUUUGGCCCCUGGCGCUGACAUCCGUCCACGAGGGACUGGUGUCGAUAAGACGCAUUCAGGACUUUCUGCUGUUGGAGGAGAAAAAAUUCAAACCGAUCCGAACCACUGGAAAUGCCACGACCGUACAAGAAACGGCCAUAGACGAGAGUGCGCGUAGGCUGCUUGCCAAUGGGAACGGUGUUGAGAAGGAUGAGAAGGAUUCAAAACCGGACCCACCGGCACAGGCCGGAAGUCGCGCCAAAGGUGAACCGAAGAGUAAGCGUUUCAUCAACCGAAAAGCCAUCACUCGCCAAGGCAUUUUUAUGCGGAAUGGGACGGCCGCCUGGGAGAAGGUGGCCUCGGAUGCUGCACUCGAAGGAGAAGUAAGAGUGAAUGGAAUCAGAAAUAUUACGCUAGCGAUAGAAAAGGCUAACCUGUGCGUUAUUGUGGGCUCAGUGGGAAGCGGCAAGUCGACCAUGCUGCAGGUCAUUCUAGGCGAGCUGGAACUAGAUGAAGGUCGGCUGGAAAUCAAUGGCAACGUUAGCUACGCCCCACAGGAGCCGUGGUUGUUCGAGGGCACGGUGAAAAACAACAUUGUCUUCACGGAGGACUACCAAGAGAAACGGUACCGGGAGGUGGUGAAGGUUUGCGCUCUGGAGAGAGAUUUCCGACUGCUACCGAAUGGAGAUCAAACGAUCGUCGGGGAAAGAGGCAUCAGUUUAAGUGGUGGCCAGCGGGCUCGCAUCAGCCUAGCGAGAGCCGUUUAUCGGCGUGCGGAUAUCUAUCUCCUCGACGAUCCCCUUUCCGCCGUCGAUACCCACGUUGGGAAACACAUCUUUGAAGAGUGCAUUAUGAAGUACUUAAAGGAAAAAGUUUGCGUGCUGGUAACGCACCAGCUUCAAUAUCUACAGGACAUCGAACAUAUCGUGCUCAUGCACGCGGGGAAGGCGGAGGCGCAGGGUUCAUUCCGCACGCUGGCAGAAUCGGGUCGGUUUACCAUGCUGAAUCAGCACCGCCAGCAGCCACGACAUGACAACGGGUGCGAACCGGGACGGGAGGACGACGCAUCGGUAAAUGACCCGUCGCCUGGCGAUUCGACGUCGCACCCGGACGUCGACGGCCGAACCCCGGCCAAGGAUAAUAGGCGUCCGCCAAACGGCGCUGAUAGUGUCGAGCACAACGGGAUUGACUGCGAUUCCAUCGUACCGAGCCAUGAUAGCGCCGGCAAAGUCGAGGCCUAUCGAUUGGCGGAUAUGAUGGGCAGCCGGAGACUGUCGGUUCACCCGACGCCAGCACAACAUCAGCCAGCCCAUCAGCAACACCAAUCGCUCUAUCAGCCAUCCCCGUUCUCCUCGAGCAGCAUGGUCUUCGAUGGGUAUGAUGACCGCGAAGAGCGCCGUGGUGCCAAAAAGAAGAGCGCAUCACCAGGAGACCAAAACCAACCUCAAAAAGAGGCUCAAAUAGCCGGUCGGAUCGGGUGGAGCGUGUACAAGAGCUUCUUCCAGGCGGUGGAAAGUAACUUUCUUCUGGCGCUGGCAGUGGUUCUUUUUCUGCUAGCUCAGGCUAGCAUGAGCGGUAUCGAUUACUAUAUCUCCCAGUGGGUAAACUGGGAAGAAUACUCGAGCGCUCUUCAGAACCAUUUGAAAGGCAAUCACACCACAGCCCAGGAAAUGGGUGACAUCAGCACCAAUGGCACCAACUACAGCUCCAUCCUGAAGAUUCCAACAAAGCUGGAGGGCAGCAUUUUCACCCGAUUGUCCCGAGAGCAGUGCAUCGUGAUGUAUGCGACUGCGAUGCUGUGUAUGUUUGUGCUCUCCCUGAGUCGAUCCUUCCUGUUUUUCUACAUUUGCCUGCGGGCCACCAUCCGUUUGCACGAUCGUCUCUUCCGUGGUAUUACCCGAGCGACGAUGUUCUUCUUUAACACGAACCCAUCCGGGAGGAUACUGAAUCGGUUUUCGCGUGAUAUUGGUUGCAUCGAUACGUUUCUUCCGUUUGCGAUGAUGGAUUGCAUUUUGUUCUUUGUGGAGUUUUCUGCCAUUGUAGUUCUAGUGGCUGUUGUGAACUAUUGGCUGCUGUUCCCGACGCUAGUAAUGGCCAUCGUGUUCUACUUCUUACGCCAUGUAUACACCAACACCGCAAGAAGCAUCAAAAGGGUAGAAGCGUCGACAAGAAGUCCCAUCUUCUCCCAUGCCAACGCUUCGUUUCAGGGUCUGAGUACGAUUCGUGCCUUCGGAGUAGAGAAAAUUCUGGCAGAUGAGUUCGAUAAACAUCAAGAUCUUAACACUUCGGCCUGGUAUCUGUUCUUGGCAACGACACGCGCAUUCGCCCAGUGGCUGGAGCUUGUGUGCGUCCUUUACAUAGCCGUGGUUACGCUGAGUUUUCUGACGGUGGAAAGUUCGAUGAGUGGUAACGUCGGAUUGGCCAUCACGCAAGUGUUCAACUUGAUCUUCAUGUGCCAAUGGGGCAUGCGGCAGACAGCGGAACUAGAAAACCAAAUGACAUCCGUGGAACGCGUCGUCGAAUACGCCGAGGUCGAUCCGGAACCCGCACUUGUCUCGAUUGGGAAGCAUAAACCGCCUCCCGAGUGGCCCGCCAAUGGGGCGAUACGCUUCGAACACUUUUCACUGCGGUACUCGUCGAAAGCGGAUGCAGUUCUACGAGACAUCAAUCUGUCGAUUAAAGCAGGUGAAAAGAUAGGAAUUGUGGGACGAACAGGAGCUGGCAAGUCGUCCAUCAUUCAGGCGCUUUUCCGUCUUGCGGUGAACGAGGGGAUAAUACACAUCGAUGGGGUGGACAUCGGUACGCUUGGGCUGCACGAUCUACGUAAGCGAAUCUCAAUCAUCCCACAGGAUCCAAUUCUGUUCUCUGGAACGGUACGGGAGAAUCUCGAUCCUUUCAAGCAGCACCAGGACGAUACUUUGUGGAAGGCUUUAGAGAGUGUCGAGCUGAAGGAAGCGGUGAAGACAAUGGACGGAGCGCUAGAUGGUAAAAUGUCCGACGGUGGGUCGAACUUUAGUAUGGGCCAGCGUCAGCUAGUUUGUCUGGCCCGGGCCAUCCUACGCAACAAUCGCAUACUGAUACUCGAUGAAGCGACCGCCAAUGUUGAUCCGGAAACUGAUAAACUGAUUCAGCGCACAAUACGAGAGCAGUUUCAGCAUUGCACUGUCCUGACAAUAGCCCAUCGUCUGCAUACGGUAAUGGAUAGCGAUCGAGUGUUGGUGAUGGACGCCGGAAAAGCUCUAGAAUAUGGUCAUCCACACGAGCUGCUGCAACGUAACGAUGGUGCUCUUAAGCGUUUGGUAAAUCAAACGGAAUCGUCUACAGCUCAGCAGCUUGCUAACAUAGCACAAGACAGCUACAAUAAUCACCGAUUAAUGCAAGUGACGUCAACUCCUGACCAAAAUACCAGCAUUGCCGAAUGAUCCACAUGCCUUGGACUGCAUUCGAUAAGAUUUCGAUUGGAUUCUUCGCCCAAAGUGCUCGUUACAAUGUCGCAUACUGCCACAGCAUGUAAAAUUAAU
Messenger RNA from Anopheles coustani, 4611 nucleotides. RefSeq names its product probable multidrug resistance-associated protein lethal(2)03659. Lineage: Eukaryota; Metazoa; Arthropoda; Insecta; Diptera; Culicidae. The record is from RefSeq and is a predicted model, not a curated record. Gene Ontology annotation, cellular component: membrane. Gene Ontology annotation, molecular function: ABC-type transporter activity; ATP binding; ATP hydrolysis activity. Gene Ontology annotation, biological process: transmembrane transport. The coding region runs from base 1 to 4512 and encodes 1503 amino acids. The transcript has 12 exons.